Messenger RNA from Theobroma umbraticum, 751 nucleotides. Lineage: Eukaryota; Viridiplantae; Streptophyta; Magnoliopsida; Malvales; Malvaceae. The record is from RefSeq and is a predicted model, not a curated record.
GUUUUCCCCCCAAAGGCGCAUCCAAUUUCCAGCCUUCUACUUGACUACUUCUACCGAGAGAAAGGGAGGUAAAAGGAGAGAAAGGUAUGGCAAGUUUGUACGGUUCAAUAACUGUUCUUGCCGCCCUCUUUCAGUUAACAAUUCAUCUGAACUCAUGCCUAGCAGCUCGAACAAAUCUUCGUAAGGAAGCCAACACCCAAUUCAUCAAAACCUCUUGCAGUGGCACAGUCUAUCCUGACUUGUGUAUCACGACCCUCUCUAGCUAUGCAAGCGAAAUCCAAGCCAGUCCCAAGUUAUUAGCCAGUACGGCCCUCUCCGUGACACUUAAUUCCACUCGUUCCGCUUCAAAAACGAUGAUAAAACGAUCCAAAAGCCAGGGCAUGAAGCCUAGAGAGGCUGAAGCCCUGAGCGAUUGCAUGGAAGAACUAAGGGACUCGGUAUACGAGCUCCAAAGGUCAGUUGGUGAAAUGGAUCAGCCUGGAGGCAAAAAUUUUGGUCUCCAAAUGAAUGAUAUAGAAACAUGGGUGAGCGCAGCUUUGACUGAUGAGCAUACCUGCAUGGAUGGCUUCUCUGGUAAAGCCAUGAAUGGGAAUGUUAAAACCUCUGUGAGGAGCCAAAUUGUUAAAGUUGCACAUAUGACAAGCAAUGCCUUGGCUCUUGUCAACAGCUAUGCAGCUGCCAUACAGAACCCGUGAUCAACUUUACACUAGUGUAGAUGUUCUAUAUGCAUUUUGCCGGGGACCCAUGAAAU